CCGGGACAGGAGCAUCUCAGAGUGUCAUUGGAAAGGUGACUGGUGUGUGGAGAUACUGUCACUCUCAAUGACAGUGUAUGCUGCUCCCUGGCUGCUGCAAACAUCAACAUGGAUUUAGUACAAGGAGACUGGAUAGUGUGUGAUGUAGAUGGUAAAUCCUGUGUAACUGGUGAGUCCAGGGAAGCACAUGGCACCAUCCAGGUGUCUUCUUUCAAGCCAUUGAGAAAGAAGAGAGUGAGGGGAGAGGUCACUCAUUCUUACCAGACACACUUCAUUGUCAAUGAUGAGAUUUUCUGCAGCAGGGGCAUAAAAGGAGCCUUUUCUGCCAAAACUGGGGAUGCCUUGACUGUGGAGGUGAUAGAGAGCCAGCAGGGAAGCUUCUGGUGGCGAGCUGUUACUGUUUCUUCCGCUGCCACUCCUCCCUCCACACAGGACCCAGGAAGUGCUGUGUCCAUGGUAGGGCUGAACACUCUGCCAGCUUUUGAUGUGGGAAGAGACAAAAUGCAGGAAAUGAUUGAAAAUAAAGGAGACAUUCUAAUAACACAAACAAUAAGCUUCCCUCAAGUGACAUUUGGAGCACCAGCUUUCACAGAUGUGUCCAUUGAGAACACAGGGCCAAGACCAAGAGCCUUAGAGAGAGUGUACUUUGUGUCUCCAUCUCAGGAGAGCCAAUUCAGUGUGACAUUGUGUUCAGCUGGAGGAUUGGUGGAUGGCACUGCAAGAACACUAGAGCCUGGAGCAAAGGUGGUGGUGAGGCUAUGUUGUGCUGGAACACUCAUUGGCUUGUUCAGGCAGCUCUGCAUAUUUGAAUUUGAGAGUUUUCAUGUUGGGAGGUAUGUAAGUGCAAAUGUGGAGGAUCCUGUCAUGGCCUCCCUGGCACCAACUUCUUGCCACACCCAUCAAGCACACCACCACUCAAUGAGUAGACCCAACGAGAGAGGCAUCAUCGUGGGGCAGAGGUCCUUCAAGCCCUCACCUUUCAUACCAGUGAAGCUUCCAGCCGUGCGUAUCCCUGAAAGUCUGUGGCAGGAAGUGAACAGGGGAGAUCUUUUCCAUGUGGCAGCAGAGCUCAGAGAACCCCUCAAUGCAGACAACCACAAGAAGAAGUUUUCUCUUUUACUGCAUUUAGAAGAGAUAAAAAUGACACAGGAAAUGAGAGAGUUUGAUAUGGCAAGAGCAAGCUUCACAGUGCAUGGAGAGUUCCUGGGCCUAGCAGUGCCUGGGCUGGUAGAGAAGCGUCCCUCACUGCUGAUAGGAGACUCAGUCAUUGCCACAGAGCUGAGCAACAAUUGGGCGGUGGAGUAUGAGGGAUGCAUCCACCAGGUACUUCACACACAGGUCUAUUUAAAGUUUCACUCAUCAUUCCAUGACAAGUAUCAUGGUGAAGACUACAAGGUGAGGUUCAACUUUAACCGGACUCCUCUUCGAAGAUGUCACUUUGCCCUCACCCACACCAUGAGGCAGUUAGGCCCUGAUGUCCUCUUCCCCUUCAGACUAAAGCUUCAGCUCCCUCAGGUUUGCUACAUUGAUCCUGAAGUACAGCUAACAAAGAGGUGGAGGCAGUACCCCUCAAAAAUUCGCCAGCUGCCCUCUGUGUCUAAGGCCUCCAGCAACCCUGCAGCAGGUGUGCCCAAGUGUAACAGUGUAGCAAGUGAAGAAUCAGGAUUUGACAACAAAGACACAAUAGCUUGUAUCGGCAAACAAAGGCAUCAGCAGGAAAUGGAAGGACCAGCAUUGAGUCAGCCUAAGAAUUUUCAACAAGACUUUUCUAACUCAUCAGAGAGGAUCAGUCUGCAUCACAUAGGAAAGAAUGAUCAAAUUGUCACUUCCACCACUAAACUAAUUCCGCGUUGUUUAGAUCUGGCAGUGUACAGAAGUGCAAAUGGAGCCAAGAGAUCAGGCAGCAGAGAUGGAAAGCUGAAUGCAGAGAGCAGUGUCACUAAUGAGAAGCCUAGUGCAAAAUAUGUUAGUAAUUUGAUUUGUGAAAAUCAUUUAGAAAAUAAGAGAAAUAGCUUAUCAGUUGAAAACUCAUUACAGAUGAUGAAAGAAAAACACAUUCCCAGUGAAGUUUGUAAAAAUGAACAAUAUAAUUCCAAGGCACUUUCUGGUGAAAGGUUUGGAUGCAGUGGUACCCACACUGCACCAAGGAACAAACUUAGCUAUGUUGUACCAGUGUUGCCAUUGCCUCACUCAAAAGAAAAAACACAGAAUAUGAAGAAGGUUCCAGUCCUGAAGUGGUUUAACAAGAGUCUGAAUCGAGAGCAGAAGCUGGCAGUGCGUAGGAUCUUGGAGGGAACCACUCGGCCUCUGCCAUAUGUCAUCUUUGGUCCACCUGGUACUGGCAAGACUGUGACUGUGGUGGAGGCUGCCCUUCAGAUCCUCACUUUGAUACAUCACAGCCGGUUGUUGCUUGUGACGCCAUCCAACAGUGCAUCAGAUCUUGUGGCAGAGAGGCUGGUGGAGUCAGGACGGCUGGAGACGAGUGACAUGGUGCGCCUCAUUGCUUACCAGAGAUCAAAGGAAAGUAUCCCUGAGGUGAUUCUUCCCUACUGUUGUAAUGGGGAUGAGAUGGAGGUGCGUGUCCACCAGCGGGUUGUGGUUGCCACAGCGACAUGUACCGGAGUACUGUACAUGCAAGGCCUCCACAGGGAACACUUCACUCAUGUGCUGGUGGAUGAGGCGGGCCAGCUGACUGAGCCUGAGUGCCUGGUGCCUCUUGGGCUGGUGAAUAAAGUAACAGGACAAAUAGUUCUGGCUGGAGAUCCUGAGCAGUUGGGUCCCGUCAUACAGAGUAGGCUUGCCAGGCGAGGAGGUCUGCAGCAGUCCCUCCUGCAGCGCCUGUGUCUGAGUGUUCUUUACCAGGGUCAGGAAGGCUGCAAGUCUGGUGGAUGGGAAUACGAGCCCAGCUUGGUGACACGGCUGGUGAGGAAUUACCGCUCCCACCCUCACAUCCUGGCCGUCCCUUCUCGCCUCUUCUACAACAGUACCCUCCAGGCUUGUGCAGAUGUCAAGACACAAGAGCACUUGCUACAGUGGGAGGAGCUGCCAUGUCACUCCUGUCCAGUCCUCUUCCAUGGAGUUGUUGGGACAAACCUUCAGGAGGGAGACUCUCCUUCAUGGUUCAACCCUGCUGAGGCCUUUCAGGUUGUGAGGUAUACCAAAAGUUUGCUCUUGCAUGGUGUGGAGGAAAGAAACAUUGGAAUAAUCACACCAUACAGAAAACAGAUAGAGAAGGUCCUGAAGCUGCUGACUACCUUUGGCAUUGAGGGCGUGAAGGUGGGCUCAGUGGAGGAGUUCCAGGGGCAGGAGCGCCAGGUGGUACUCAUCUCCACCGUCAGAUCCUCCUCAGAUGGGAUAGAGGAGGAUGCAAGGUACAGCCUCGGCUUCAUUAGGUGCAACAAAAGAUUCAAUGUUGCCGUCACCAGAGCUCAAGGCUUGCUGGUAGUGGUGGGCAACCCUCUGUUGCUGAGCAUGGAUCACUCCUGGAAGGAAUUUAUCAGAUUUUGCAUUGAAAAAGAUUCUUAUCGUGGCCAUGAACUUCAGAACAUUUAAGC
This is a messenger RNA of Portunus trituberculatus (swimming crab), 3554 nucleotides long. RefSeq names its product RNA helicase Mov10l1-like (gene armi). Bases 109 to 3552 code for a protein of 1147 amino acids. Lineage: Eukaryota; Metazoa; Arthropoda; Malacostraca; Decapoda; Portunidae. The transcript has 17 exons. Gene Ontology annotation, molecular function: helicase activity. The record is from RefSeq and is a predicted model, not a curated record.